UUCUUGUUGAAGAUUGAGUUUAUACAACACAAAGUACAAACCAUUAAUACCUGAUCACCUUGAGCUUUACUUUUAAGCUGGCCGGCUAGCAUCAGAUAUCCAUACUAGGGUUUCUGCUAGCUGCUUGCCUUUUCUUAAUUUCGCAUCGAAAUCAAAUCCACUUGGUUUGCUUAUCGAAUCAAGAAUGCAAGAGAGUCUUCCUCCAGGGUUCAGAUUCCAUCCUACAGAUGAAGAACUGAUAACGCACUAUCUGUGCCACAAGGUUUCCGAUGUUAGUUUCACGUCGAAAGCAGUAGCAGUCGUUGAUCUUAAUAAGUGUGAACCUUGGGACCUCCCAGGCAAGGCUUCGAUGGGAGAGAAAGAAUGGUACUUCUUCAACCUGAGAGACCGAAAAUAUCCAACUGGACUUCGAACCAACCGAGCCACGGAAGCCGGCUACUGGAAAACAACUGGGAAAGACAAGGAAAUACGUCGUGUAGGUGUGCUGGUUGGGAUGAAGAAAACCCUAGUUUUCUACAAGGGCAGAGCUCCAAGGGGUGAGAAAAGCAACUGGGUCAUGCAUGAAUACAGACUAGAAAACAAGCAUCCUUUCAAAUCCUCAAAGGAAGAAUGGGUGGUUUGUAGGGUUUUCCAAAAAAACAUUAGUGCAUUGAAAAAGCCACAACAAGCAACAACAUCCUCACAGAAGCAGCCAACCAACGAGUCUCCAUGCGACGAUACGAACUCAAUUGUUAACGAAUUCGGAGACAUCGAGCUGCCAAACCUAAACAGCAAUAUUAACGCAAAUUCAUCCAGCGGGUUCAGCAACAACAUUUCUUCACCCCAAAGCUAUUACAGCAAUAUUCUUGAUCAUAGCAAGAACAACAUAAACGACGUUACCAACAUGAGUUUGAAAAUGACUUGGGCAGCAACAGCGGCAAGAGAGGCAGCCGCCAACGCUCUUUCAUUGCCGUCAAGCUUGCUAAGUCCCUCGAAUCUUUCGGUGAAUUCGUUGCUUCUUAGGGCAUUACAACUUAGGAGUAGUACUAAUAAUAAUGGUAGUAAUUAUCAACCAAGAGCUACUAAUCAUGUUCAAGCUACAGCAGGCACUAGUACUCUAGAUUACUCAUCAUAUGAUCAUAUCCAGCAGCAAGGAAUGAUGCCGUCAAUGUCUCAUCACUUUGGAUCCAGUACUACUAUGGAUCAUAUAAAUUCAAAUUUCCAAGCUUCUUCGUCGAGUACUAAUGAUCAAAUGAUGGAAUCGAUGCCGCUGCAGCAUUCGGAGCAACCAUUCAAUUUGGACUCCAUCUGGUGAAGCUGUGAAGUGUACGGCCUGAUCCAACGAAUAAGCUCACAUCUUGUAAAGUUCAGCAUCGUUGCUGUAUUAAUCCUGAAGUACUGGUUAUGAAACAAAUGCAGUACCACAGGGAGAGUAGACUUCUCACAUGCACGCAGUAAAGUUCGAUAAUGUUCCAUAUAUUUAUAACUAUGUUGGACUAAUAUCGAAAAAUAAUAGGGUUCUUGCCCUAGUUUAUGGGUAUAAUUAUGUUGAAGAGUUAGUACUGUUACUUAUGUUGGUCCAGAUAUGAUCAAUGCAUGCUGGUAUAGAGAAAACUCCCUAUGUUCAAUUUGUGCCCUCUUAUAUUAUGUAAACAUCUUUUUCAUGGUCAAA
Messenger RNA from Pyrus x bretschneideri (Chinese white pear), 1651 nucleotides. Its product is annotated as protein CUP-SHAPED COTYLEDON 1-like. The record is from RefSeq and is a predicted model, not a curated record. Gene Ontology annotation, biological process: regulation of DNA-templated transcription. Lineage: Eukaryota; Viridiplantae; Streptophyta; Magnoliopsida; Rosales; Rosaceae. The transcript is spliced from 3 exons. Bases 185 to 1294 code for a protein of 369 amino acids. Gene Ontology annotation, molecular function: DNA binding.